This is a messenger RNA of Somion occarium, 5686 nucleotides long. Lineage: Eukaryota; Fungi; Basidiomycota; Agaricomycetes; Polyporales; Cerrenaceae. The record is from the annotation of a GenBank genome assembly.
GAUCCGUCAUAAUUCAACUUUCUUCUUGCCCUUGGUUUCUCGCUUUUGUAGUACUAGCUGGAAGGGAGAGACAUCGUGCUUGGAGCACCUUCUUUAGUAGUGGCCUAUAGUGAGGGCGUAAAGUCAACAUCAGGGCUUGCGCGGUGUUACUUUGGCUUGAUUCGGUGCUAUGACACAUCGUGAAGCGUUGGUACGUCGCUAUGUUAUGCUUGUUCUGACGCCAAUUUUUGAAUUCUUUGUACAGUGGGAGAGCGGACACGAUGAAUCUGUAGAAGUGAAUCAGAGAGCCUUGAUCGACAAGGUCCUUGCUCGAUACUCGGGCGAGUUUACAGUGUUUCGUGAACUACUGCAGAACUCGUCAGAUAGCGGUUCAAAGAGGGUCGAGAUCCAUUUUAAGACGAAGUCCUAUCUCGACAGAAAGACCGAUGAGGCUGACGCAAAUACGCAGGGAUCCGAGGAGAACUGGCGGCUUCCUGAUUUGAAAACAACUUUGAUUCAUCAAUGGACUUUCAAGAACGAUGGUAUGCUAUUCCGAGACGAAGACUGGAGUCGACUCAAGAAGAUCGCGGAGGGUAACCCGGAUGAGGAGAAAAUUGGAGCUUUUGGCGUAGGGUUCUACAGUCUCUUCUCGGUCACUGAGGAGCCAUUCGUAACGUCCGGCAGCCAAUGGAUGGGCUUCUAUUGGAAGGACAAGAAGGACCAGCUUUAUGCACGUCGUGGCACAAUACCAGAGGCGUCAGAACCGGACCCUUGGACUUCCUUCACUAUGCCUCUUCGCGAACCUGUUCCGAUGCCUACUCCAUUUGAUUUCGUUCGUUUCUUGACAUCGUCCAUCACCUUCGUAGCACAUCUCACCCAGGUCAGUGUGCUACUCGAUGGAAAGCUCCUAGCAAAGAUUCGGAGGGAAAGAGGCGUCCCCAGGACCCUGAAUAUGAAGCCAACUCUCAAGCCUGAUAGCUCUAAGAGGACCAUGCGAGUGGCUGGCGUUGAGGUUACCCCACUUCACAUCAAAGCAGAAGUCAUGCGAUGUGUAUAUGUCUCAGGAUCGUCGAAGCCGAAACGCAACAGUAUCACGAAGGCCAAUACGAUUCAGACAACUACCACGGUUGCUUCUGGCUUCUUCUCAUCCCUAUUCUCGUCCUUUGCUGCAACCCCAGCUCGAACACCUAAGCCUCUUCCUCCAGCUGACCAAGCUGCGCUUGAAGCGGAGAAGAAGGCCAAAGAUGCUGAAGAAGAGAAGAAACUGACUCAGAUGGCCGAUAGAAGUGUGGUACUCACGGUAUUCUCAGCGGACGUUAAUGUCUCGCUAGAUGAGAAGAUUAGAAAAGAACUUCUACGAGCAACCAAGAAAACCCCUCCAAGUAGGACAAGACUGGAACUCAUAUUCACUGGCAAGGAUGAGUAUGAAGCAAGUAAGAGGGAAGAUGAACAAGAGCCUGAGGCAACAGGCAGUAUCUUCCAAGGACUGAGGGCUGACAUAGAAGGGAAUGGCACUGCACGUAUCUUUAUAGGUCACACAACGGGCCAAACGACAGGUCUUGGCGGACAUAUGUCCGGUCGCUUCAUCCCUACUGUAGAGCGAGAAUCCAUCGACCUUGUCGACCGUAACGUGCGAGUAUGGAACGAGGAACUUCUUGACAUGGGUGGAUACCUCGCUCGUACCGCUUACGAAGUUGAGAUGGACAACAUCAACAAUCUAUGGACUAAUUCCACCGAAGGUGAUACUGAGACUCGGACCUGGCUGCGGGCUAGAGCAUUGCACGCACUCAAGUUCUUCACCUUCUACGCGUCCACACCUGCGCCUCAGGUAUCUACUCUUCUCGAAGAAGCGUUCUUUGCCUGUGGUAUCGCGAAGGGGUUUGCCUUCCUCGGAGCUUCAACACCACCUCCAUUCCCGAUGAUUUCGACAGCUGGAGUUUGCAAUGCGUACGACAUUCGUAUGCCCAAUGAGGCAUUUUCGUUCUUGAAACAAUUGCCGGUCAUACCUGAGGAAGUCCUAGAGGAAGCCAGGAAGAUUGUUGGGACCUUGAAAGACAGAGGGAUGAUACCAGACAUCAAUUUUUCGGACGUCACCAAAGAACUUGCGGCUAGACCCCUUCUGGAAGAGGAGCUCGUCGCAUGUCUGAAAUGGUGGAUUGGCGUGUAUACGGAAGGUAGCACUAGUGCAACUCAAAUUCAACGCGUUCGCACCGAGCUCAUUAACACUGCCAUAUUGGUAACGGGAAAGCUGGGAAGCCCGGAGGAGAAGACCAUUCCUUUGCACAGUAUCAACACUUUUCUAAACACUCGUGGAACGGGAGCACUAAUACCUACGGAUGGACCAUUACCUGACCAUCUUCUUCCUGUCAGCGUUAGCCAACGCUUCAAUCCGGUAAGUCUUGGAUCGGCGAUGGCGUGGAGAGAGUUGACCAUCCUCGAAUGGUUGCAACAUCUAUUGGAUGAGAAAGUGACAGCAGUCAAUCCCGAGUACGACCCUACGAGUUCAGCGCCGUUUGCUGAACGAUUACUCAACAUUUUGGCACGCGCCUGGCCAUCCUCGCCGAAAACGUUGAUAGACGGGAUUGUUGCCGUGCUUCGCCAGAAGGCGUGUAUACCGACGUCUAUGGGCUUGCAAAGACCCGAGGAGGCAUACUUCCAAACAGCUCAUGUUUUCUCCGAUUUGCCUAUUGUCACUUUACCUUCUGGUGCACCCGUUAGGGGCAUGCUAGAGAAAGUCUUACAAGCACUUGGAGUCCGCAAACACGUUGAUCUACAAAUUGUUUUCAAUAGAAUGAUCAAGACCGGUGAUUGGUCAACGUCAGAACUGGUGAAGUACCUCGUCGCAGUACAAUCGACGCUCUCGUGGGAAGAGCUCGAACGUUUGCGGUUGACUGCCGCAUUUCCCAUGGAGGCUGGUGCCGCCACGGACAAAGGGAAAAUCCCUCGAGGCAAGGCGAGUGAAUUAUACGAACCUGUUGACAGUCUGCGAGAACUUGGCUUGCCAAUCCUCGAUUGGGGUACAAAGACAAAAUGGCGCCCCAAUUCCGACGAAGCGAAAUUCCUCUACAAUCUCGGUCUCUUGCGGUACCCGCCCUUGGAUGUUUUGUUAGGGCUGGCGGCGAGUUCGGACAGUAAAGUCCGAGCUGUUGCCUUGCGCUAUUUCCUGGAUAAUGCGUCUACGAAAUAUGGCGAUUAUUCGCCUACAAAGUACUCUCACGUAGCAUUCGUUCCGGCUAUGAAGGAUGGUCAACGCUUCAUGGCAAAACCGACCGAGGUUUUUACCAGUAUCAUGUGGUCUUCAUUGGGCUUUGCGGUUGCUGAUCCAAAUUUGCACCGUGACGAUCUAGCGAAGUUGCAGAUCAAUGAACAUCCACCAACCUCAAUGCUCGUCAAACUGCUGCAGAAUACCCCUCCAGUGGAUGAGAAGACUGCUCAGCUUUGGUUUGAGGCCAUGGCUGGCCGUGUUUCAGAUUUCUCUUCAGCCGAGCUGAGAACACUUUCGGAGACAUCUUUUGUACCUCUGGCUACUGCGCCGGCAGGCGAAAAAUCUGGCUCGUCCACUCGAUUACUCCCUCCUAAUCAGUGUUAUUUCAAGGGACAGUCUAAUGCCCAAGUUCAUUCAAAGCUCUUUGUUUUCGUUGACUUUGGCCCUGGCAACAUCUUCCUUAGCCAAUGUGGUACAAAACAUGAGCCAUCUGUGGAGGAAAUUGCCAAGAUUCUAGUGGAUGAUCCUCGCCGGUUCUACCAACUUGCUGAUGGGCGGGAUAACUACCUCAUUGAGCUUCGCAAUAUCGCGGUCAACCGUCGCCUGAUCUCAACAGGGAUCCUAACCCGCAUGAAACGAAAUCCAAUUCUGCUAGGUUCUCGUAGAGUGAAGAAAAUCAAGAAAGACAGCAAGGACACUUUUGUAGACCUUGAUGACGAAGACAACUGGGAUUUUGAAUACGAUUUGAUGCGCCCAAAUCAAAUCGUCAUCGCCGAUGACACGAAUGCCUACCAGCAUUUCGGUGAUGUCCUUUUUGCCGCACCUCAGGAGGAUUUCCUUGAAGACUUCUACAUUGAGCUGGGUUCUCCGCGUCUGAGCAGUCUUGUCAGGGAAAAGUUCAGAACGGGCACGGAAAUACGAGGAUCCAAGAAGGCACAAGAAAUUCGCUCCCUCAUACUAGAACGUUUACCAUUAUUCUUACAUGAGCAUAGUCAUGCGAAAACAAAGGUCCCAUAUACCUGGCUCAACAACGAGCAGAACUUCGUGGUUCGGACCUUUGGAAAGAUCGCCGUAGUCAAAACUCUCAAUUUUGGACAAAUCUCCGCCUCCAAGAGUCAAGACGCGUCAGCGGUAGCUAUGCAGGAAGGUCGAGGAGCAAUACAGUUAUGGCUGUCUGGGAACGACUUGAUAGACAUGUAUGAGGUCUCUACCUCGAUCUGUCGAUUGCUCUUCGACUCGCCGAAAGCCAGCGAUGCGUUGUUGUUCAUGACGAUUCUGUCGACUGACCUUAGAGCCCUAAGACGUAGAGGAUAUAAUGUCGAUAGGAUUUUGCGCAAACAGAAAGCAGAGCGUCAAGCUGCUGAGGAUGCGGUCCGUGAACGGGAGAGACAGAUGGCAUUAGUAUCACCUUCCAAUGAAAGUGCUGUGGGAGUCGCUUCUCAGCCUACGACCCACGGACAACUAGCUGCAGACUCCAGUGUUGCUCUGCCUGUUCCGGAAAAAGGACCAAUUCCUUCCACUGCGUCAUCCGCCGAUUUACACAUAGACAGACCAGCGCCACGGCCACCAUCCGUGUUCCACAACUCCUUGAGCCACUUGAAACGCAAAUUGACGGGUCAACGUGAUGGUCAUCAAGGAAUGCCAAGUACCUCGGAUGCUCGUCCUGGCUCACCUUCUAAUUUGCGAGAUGACGCCUCCGGUAUGCUGCUUGGGUCACCUUCACCCACACCUCAACCCGGCUCUCGAACACGUACUCCCCAACCGGGGGUUACGCCAUGGUCCGCUAUAUCUGCAAAUAUCGACAUGGCUGUCAAGGCAUGCCGCGAGGAAAAUAACCAGGUCUUACACAAUCGUUCUCAGAUGCAAAUGGUCAAAGAAGCAACGAACGAGGGAUACUGUGAUAUUUCGGGUCGUGCGGGAAGUUUGACCUUACUAGGCGAAAUGGGUGGGAUGAAGGUAUUCGCUGCUCAAGAUGUGCAGAACGCCUCCUCUGUUAUGACAACAAAACAUGAUGCUCUUGCGCGGUUCAUCCAUGUUACUCGGUCAUUGAUUGGCGUGUACGGGUUGCCGCCUACUAGUGUGCAUAUCUUCGUAGAUACUGCAGGGGAAGUCAUUGCUUUCAAUCGCAAUGCAAGUCUUUUCCUCAACCUCAGAUUCUUUGAAACAUGGCAUGAUGCAGAGGUCCGCAAUGGCGACCUUUCUAAAGCCUAUAUUUCAUGGUAUUUCACCUUGGCACAUGAGAUAGCUCACAACCUGGUCCAACCUCACAACUCCGAGCACGAAUUCUACUUUUCGUCCAUAUGUGAGCACUAUUUGCCUAGCUUCAGCCGGCUAUUGGCCUCUGUGCCGCAGUAGAUCUGCGAAUUGUGUAUUAUGGGUUUUCGACGGACAUUUCUUUUACGUGCUUUGCACCCAUGGACCAUGUAUUGUAGAAAGUAGCGUAGAGCUAUAUAUUCCCCGGAUUGCGUAGUGAUUCCAGAAUGAUCGGGGCUGCGCGUAACU